Catharus ustulatus (Swainson's thrush) is the source of this 1584-nucleotide messenger RNA. RefSeq names its product EH domain containing 2 (gene EHD2). The record is from RefSeq and is a predicted model, not a curated record. Gene Ontology annotation, cellular component: plasma membrane; cytoplasm. NCBI's taxonomy places the organism in Eukaryota, Metazoa, Chordata, Aves, Passeriformes, Turdidae. The annotation marks the transcript as partial. Gene Ontology annotation, molecular function: GTP binding; protein binding; calcium ion binding. Gene Ontology annotation, biological process: endosomal transport; endocytosis. The transcript is spliced from 5 exons.
UGCGCCGCCACCCCCCCCUCCCGCCCCCCCGCCCCGGCCCUGCCCCAGCUCGGGGCUCUCUACAAAUCCAAGCUGCUCCCGGUGGAGGAAUUUUACGGCUUCUCCUCCUUCCACUCCCCGGCCCUGCACGACGCCGAUUUCGAGGCCAAGCCCAUGGUGCUGGUGAUGGGGCAAUACUCGAGUGGGAAAACUUCUUUCAUCCAAUAUUUGCUGGAGCAAGAAAUUCCCGGGGCCAGGGUGGGGCCCGAGCCAACCACGGACUCGUUCGUGGCCGUGAUGCACGGGGAGAACGAGGGGAUAACGCCGGGGAACGCGCUGGUGGUGGAUCCCAAAAAACCCUUCAGGCAUCUGGGGCAGUUUGGGAAUGGAUUCCUCAACAGGUUCGUCUGUGCCACCCUGAAUAAUCAAGUUUUGGAAAGCAUCACCCUGAUCGACACCCCCGGGAUUCUGGCGGGGGCAAAGCAGAGGGUCUGCAGGGGUUACGACUUCCCAGCCGUGCUGCGCUGGUUCGCCGAGCGCGUCGACCUCAUCAUCCUCCUCUUCGACGCCCACAAAUUGGAGAUCUCCGACGAGUUCUCGGCGGCGCUGGCGGCGCUGCGGGGCCACGAGGACAAAAUCCGCGUGGUGCUCAACAAGGCGGACGCCGUGGGGGCCCAGCAGCUCAUGAGGGUCUACGGGGCCCUGCUCUGGGUUCUGGGGAAGGUGGUGGACACGCCCGAGGUGCUGCGGGUUUUCAUCGGCUCCUUCUGGGCGCGGCCGCUGCUGAGCGCGGAGAACCGGCGGCUCUUCGAGCUGGAGGAGCAGGAUCUGUUCCGCGAGAUCCAGGAGCUGCCGCGCAACGCCGCGCGCCGCAAGCUCAACGAUCUGGUCAAGAGGGCCAGGCUGGUUAAGGUUCACGCCCUGAUCCUGUCGCGGCUGCAGCAGGAGCUGCCGGCGCUGCUGGGGCGCCGCGGGCGCCGCAAACGCCUGAUCCAGCGGCUGCCGGCGCUGCUGGGCCGGAUCCAGAGCGAGCACCAGAUCCCGCCGGGGGAUCUGCCCGACUGCGCACGGCUCCAGGAACACCUCCUAACCCGCGACCUCUCCCGUUUACCCGGCCCCAAACGGCGCCUCCUGGCCGGCCUGGACGAGCUGCUGAGCCGGGAUUUACCGGCCCUGAGCCCUCAACUGGCCCAGGAGGAGCCGCCGGGGCCGGGCGUGCGCGGCGGAGCCUUCGACGGCGCCCUGGGCCCGUUCGGCGUCGAUUCUGAUGAAGAAGAAGACAACGAAGAAGACGAAGAUGAGUGGGUGGUGAUGAAGGACAAGGCCAAAUACGACGAGAUUUUCUACGGCUUGGCGCCCAACGGGGGGAAGUUGAGCGGGAAGAGAGCCAAGGGUUGGAUGGUGGCCAGCAACUUGCCCAGCUCGGUUUUGGGGAGGAUUUGGCAGCUCAGCGACGUGGACAGGGACGGGAUGUUGGACCACGAGGAGUUCGCCUUGGCCGGGCACCUGAUCGGGGCUAAGCUGGAGGGGAGGGGGUUGCCGGCGGAUCUGCCGCCGCGCCUGGUGCCGCCCUCCAAGAGGAGGCACAAGGGGUCGGCGGAGUGA